AUGACUGUCUUGAAUCUAAACGUCGUCUUUGGACUGGGAAUCCUCUACGGCGUCGUCUGGUUCCUCGUCAUCCAGCUGUCGCAGCUCGCGUUCCCCUUCUGCGACCACCCGAAGAAGUGCUUCGACUACGCGGAGGAGCUUGCCGCCAGCGUGGAUGCCAGGAUCAAUCCCUGCGACAACAUGUACGAGCACGUGUGCGGCAAGUGGGACAGGCUCCACCCGUACCCGAGUCAGGGUGCCGGGGGCCAGUUCCGGGUGCUACAGUAUCGGGUGCUCUGGUUCCUCUUCAACAAGCUCGAGCAGUCGCCUCCUAAGCACCCCGUAGCAGCGGUCCGCACCAGCGUCUCCGCCUUCCAGACCUGCACGAAUGUCUACGAAGAGGGCAGAGAUGACGUCAAGAUUGUGCUGGACAUAUUCAGGAAGUUCAACUUCGAGUGGCCCUCGAUGAGGCUUCCCGCAGACUUUGACCUGCUGGAGUACCUUCUGGGCAUGUCGCUCGAGUACGGUAUCCCAACGCCAGCUGUGCUGAGCCUCACGCCAGACUUGAAGACCGACAAGCGGUAUGGCUUGGCGCUUGAGAUUCACAUAGUCACGGAUGCCGACGACAACAAAACAGCUGGCACUGAGUACGUGGAGAAGUGUAUGAUGCACGUGGCGCCAUCGGUGACGACGGACUUGGCAAGUGCGUUUGCCGAACGCAUUCACAAUACCGCGUCCGACAUAGUCACGGCCGCGUUCGCCAUCUAUCCAAGCCAGAGGGUGUCCCUGAACUUCACUUCCAUCGAGAAGCUGGCAGACGACGUGGCCGGGCACGGUACGGUAGACGAGUGGCUGAAGGUUAUCAACGGUCACAUGCUACCCGACCGGUUGGUAAACAAGACAGAGCCCGUCCUGGCGGUCAACGGCAGUGGCUUGCUUCUCAAAGCUAUUCUGGACAACGCCAAGCAGUCCAGCUACGUCGACCUGGUGCUGUACACAGGCUGGAUGACGUUCUAUAGCCUGCGAGCACUGGUGUCUUCCUCGCUCGUGGAGUGUAUGGAUGGGACCGGCAUUCAGGCACGGAUACAGUCCGCGACUCAGUGCUUGGAAAUCAUGUCCCAGGUUUCCACGUAUGCCUUUGUUCGGCUGAUGCUGGACAGCCUGGAGCUGCAGCCACAGGUGAACGACACGAUGCGCACCUGGACGGCUGUGAAGCGGGCCACGAGGGCAAACUUCCACAAGCUCUCCUGGAUGGACCGGUCGACAGCCGAGGGCGCCGUCAAACACGUGGACAGUCUGAUCACCGUACUAGCCAUGCCGGAACACCUCAAGACUGACGAGGCUCUGGAGAAAUACUACUUCUUCUUAGACCAGAACGUGACGCAGCCGUUUAUAGCGUGGCAUUACAGCACGUUCCAACGGCGCCUUCAGGAGGAGAAGCGUCUUAUGAAGGAAGACCCGGCAGUUCCCGUCCAUCGCGAGGACAUACCGUACGGCGCUUCCAGUGUGAACGCGUUUUACGCACCGCUGUUCCACCUCAUGGCCAUCUUACCUGGCAUCAUGAACGCACCGUUCGCGCCAAGUACCACUUCGCACUCCGUCGUAACAGGCGCCAUCGGAAAAGUGUUGGGGCACGAACUGACGCACGCUUUCGACCCGCUCUUCAGCACCCUGACUAGGACCGGAGACGCGGCGACGUGGUGGUCCACGGAGUCCUUCGGCAAGUUCCGCGAGCGACUGGACUGCGUCAAGAACUUAUUGGGGAAUUACACAUCGGACGCUGUGUUCAGUAAGAACGCGCUUUCCGAAACGUUCGCCGAUACGGCCGGCACGGAGAAAGCUCGGCUCGCGUACAAUUCCAUGCAAGCGACCAGAGGAAUCUUGUCUUACACGCCCGAGCAGUCGUUCUACGUGGCCAGCUGCUUCGUAUUCUGCUCGGAGGGCGCGUACAGUUGGAGGAAAAGUGGGAUAUACCCACCCAUGAUGCUCCGCUGUAACCUGCCAUUGCACAACCAAGAGAGGUUUGCGGAGGCGUUCAACUGUCCUGUGGGUGCGGCGCUAAAUCCAAAAAACAGGUGCACGUUCCACGUGUCCAAGGAGAAAUAA
Rhipicephalus microplus (southern cattle tick) is the source of this 2085-nucleotide messenger RNA. RefSeq names its product endothelin-converting enzyme homolog. Gene Ontology annotation, biological process: protein processing. Gene Ontology annotation, molecular function: metalloendopeptidase activity. NCBI's taxonomy places the organism in Eukaryota, Metazoa, Arthropoda, Arachnida, Ixodida, Ixodidae. Gene Ontology annotation, cellular component: plasma membrane. The record is from RefSeq and is a predicted model, not a curated record.